GCUGCUGAGCCACAGCAGCACCCCCCGUAGCAAGCAGGGCCCAGCCCAGCACCAGGAGAGCCCCCGCUGCUGGCGAGCCGGAGCGGGCAGGGCCGCGCCAUGUAGCACCCACGGCAGCCACCGGCAUGGAGCUGAUCACGGCGGAGUCCCCGGCCCGGCUGGUCCGGCUCUACCGGGAGUAUCACAACAACGAGCUCAUCUCCCUGCAUUACAACUACACGGGGAAGCUGCAGGCCAGCGGCAAGUACAAGGGCGGCCUGAAGGCCGAUGCGGUGGCCUUCCUGGCCGUCUGCGCCCUCAUCGUGCUGGAGAACCUGGUGGUGCUGCUGGCCAUCUGGAGGAACAAGAAGUUCCACUCGCCCAUGUUCUACCUGCUCGGCAACCUGACCCUCUCGGACCUGCUGGCCGGCCUGGCCUACACGGCCAACAUCGCCAUGUCGGGCGCCAACACCCUGCAGCUCACCCCGCUGCUGUGGUUCCUGCGGGAGGCGGGCGUCUUCAUCACGCUGGCCGCCUCCGUCUUCAGCCUGCUGGCCAUCGCCAUCGAGCGGCACAUCACCAUGAGCCGCAUGAAGCUCUACCACGGCGCCAAGAAGGGCCGCAUGUUCCUGCUCGUGGGGGCCACCUGGGCGGCCUCGCUGCUGCUCGGGCUGCUGCCGGUCCUGGGCUGGAACUGCCUGGACAGGCUGGGGAGCUGCUCCACCGUCCUGCCGCUCUUCUCCAAGAGCUACGUCCUCUUCUGCAUCACCGUCUUCCUGGCCAUCCUGGUGUCCAUCACGGUGCUCUACGCCCGCGUCUUCCGCAUGGUGAAGGGGAGCAGCCCGCGGCCGGGCAGCCUGCGCAAGGGGACGCUGAAGCGCUCGCAGAAGUCCAUGGCCCUGCUCAAGACGGUCACCAUCGUGGUGGGGACGUUCGUGGCCUGCUGGCUGCCCCUCUUCCUGCUGCUGCUGCUGGACGUGUGGUGCGAGGCGCAGGCCGGGGCCUGCCGCGUGCUCUACAAGGCCGACUACUUCCUGGGCUUGGCCAUGCUCAACUCCCUGCUCAACCCCGUCAUCUACACGCUGACCAGCCGGGACCUGCGCCGCGCCAUCCUCAAGCUGCUGUGCUGCCUGCUGGGGGGGCCGGCCGAGGCCAGCCCGGCCCAGCGCUUCGGCCUCCCCAUCCUGGAGUGCAGCACCAGCAAGUCGGAGCGCUCGUCCCACCGGCCCGAGGGGCUCGACGCCAGCCUGUCCACAGGCAACGGGACGCCCACCCCCGUCAAGGCGCUGGUGCCCAGUGCCGAGGACUGAGCCCCUGCCCCACAGCGGGGUGGGAGCGCGGCACGGGCCGGGGGAAGGGCUGGG
Mauremys reevesii (Reeves's turtle) is the source of this 1343-nucleotide messenger RNA. It is a transcript of the gene S1PR5, whose product is annotated as sphingosine-1-phosphate receptor 5. Gene Ontology annotation, cellular component: membrane. The record is from RefSeq and is a predicted model, not a curated record. Lineage: Eukaryota; Metazoa; Chordata; Testudines; Geoemydidae. Gene Ontology annotation, biological process: G protein-coupled receptor signaling pathway. Bases 126 to 1289 code for a protein of 387 amino acids. Gene Ontology annotation, molecular function: sphingosine-1-phosphate receptor activity. The transcript has a single exon.